CCAAAAGGACCUGGAAACAAUAUAGAUGUAUACUUGCAACCGUUGAUUGAAGAGUUGCAAGUGCUUUGGGAAGUUGGUAUGGAGACUUUUGAUGCAGCCACAAAUCAAACUUUUCAGUUACGUGCAGCAGUUAUUUGGACAAUCAAUGACUUUCCUGCAUAUGCUAAUUUGUCUGGAUGGAGUACUAAAGGAGAGUAUGCAUGUCCCUCUUGUGGAUAUGAUACCAAUUCUAAGUGGUUAAAACAUAGUAGAAAACAUUGUUACAUGGGCCAUCGUAGAUGGUUGAAACCUAACCAUAGGUUUCGUAAUGAUAAACUUUCUUUUGAUGGGACACAAGAAUUUAGAAAUGCUCCAUCACCAUCAUCCGGCAUUGAAGUGUUGAGACAAGUGGAAGAUAUGAAUGGUAGCAAAGAUGGACCUUGGAAAAAGAAGAGCAUCUUUUUCACAUUGCCUUAUUGGAAACAUCUUCUAUUGCGUCAUAAUCUUGAUGUCAUGCACAUAGAAAAAAAUGUAUGUGAUAACAUCUUUGGCACAUUGAUUGGACAAGAUGGGAAAUCAAAGGACACUUAUAAGUCCAGACUUGAUCUUGUUGAAAUGGGUAUCAGGAGUGUUCUUCAUCCCAAAACUCGUCCUGACACUAAUAUUCAAUAUUUACCACAAGCUUCCUAUCAGAUGAGUUUGGAAGAAAAAAAUACUUUUUUGAAGAUUCUCAAGGAAAUGAGAACUCCAGAUGAAUAUUCUUCUAAUAUCUCACGUUAUGUGCAACUUAAACAACGGAAGCUCAUAGGACUGAAAAGUUAUGAUUGCCAUUUAUUAAUGCAAGAAUUUCUUCCCAUAGCAAUAUGAUGUUCUUUACCUGAAAAGGUGUGCUCAGUUCUAAUUGACUUGUCCAAUUUUUUUAAAGACCUUUGCUCUAAGGUUCUUCAAGAAAGUGACUUUGAUUUGCUUGAGUAUCGAGCUGCUUCAACUUUAUGUGAAAUGGAGAAAAUUUUUCCUCCAUCUUUUUUUACCAUAAUGGUACAUUUGGUUAUUCAUUUAGCAAAUGAAGCAAGACUUGCUGGUCCAAUCAUAUAUCGGUGGAUGUAUCCUGUUGAGAGGUUUCUUCUUACGCUUAAGACAUAUGUGCGUAAUAGAGCUAGUCCAGAGGGUUCAAUUGCAGAAGGCUAUUUAGCUAAUGAAUGUUUAACUUUUGCUUCACGAUAUCUAGUGGGGACUGAAACUAGCUUCAAUCAAUCAAUUAGAAAUGAAGAAGAUCGAAAUGUUGCUAUUGAUGAAGAAGUAUCCAUUUUUGCAAAUGUUGGAAGACCGUUGGGAAGGAAAAAAAAUAAAGGCUUUAGUAGUAACAAGCGUAAGAGGGUCUCACGUAUUACACUUGACAACCAAACUUUGGUGCAAGCACAUCGUUAUGUGUUGUUCAAUUCUGAUGUAGUUGCUCCAUUUUUACGGAAGCAUGAGCAAUUUAUUAAGAGGCGCAAUCGCUCCCCACGUCUUUCGCCUUAUGAGAUACAAAAGUUGCAAAGUGAAACAUUUCAUGAUUGGUUUCAUGAUCAUGUUACACAAUUGGAGCAACAAGGAAAUGCAAAUAUCACCGAUGAACUUAGACUACUUGCUCGUGGUCCAAUGGAUACGGCAAGGAGAUACACUGGAUACAUUGUUAAUGGUUUUAGAUUUCACACCAAAGCUCGUGAAAGAUUGUUGAGAACUCAAAAUAGUGGGGGUUGUUGUUACAGCUAAGAUGAUGAGUUAUGCAAGUUCAAGGGAUGCACGACCUAUUGAAGGAGAAAUUAACUAUUAUGGGGCUUUAACUGACAUCAUUCAACUAAACUACAGUGGUAGAUUCAAGGUUGUUUUAUUUAAAUGUGAUUGGAUCGAUCCAAAUAGAGCUAAGAAGGUCUUUUAUGUUCAAGAUGAAAAGAAUAAAGAUUGGCUUAUUGUCAAGCAUGCAAAACUUAGGGACAUAUAUGAUAUAGGUGGUGGAUCAUCCUUUGAUAGGGGUCAAGGGAGUGCAGAAGUACAAGUUGAUGACUCACAUGACACUACAAAAUGGAUUCGAAAUGAAGUUGAUGGAGUGGAGGUCACACAAGAGAUGGAAACGGCACAUGAAGAAGAACAAGCUCUUUAUGAACAUAAUGAGGACCUUUUUUAGAUCUAUUUUAUGAUUUAAUCUCGUGUUAUAGAUGUUGAUUGUAGAACCAAGUUUGUUCAUUUUAUUUUGUUGAUGUGACUAUGUGGGUAUGAAGUUUAAUUUG
Dioscorea cayenensis subsp. rotundata (Guinea yam) is the source of this 2249-nucleotide messenger RNA. RefSeq lists its product as uncharacterized. Bases 979 to 1734 code for a protein of 251 amino acids. The record is from RefSeq and is a predicted model, not a curated record. The transcript has 5 exons. Lineage: Eukaryota; Viridiplantae; Streptophyta; Magnoliopsida; Dioscoreales; Dioscoreaceae.